GCGAGUGGUGAGUAGUUAUAACGUAAUUUAAUAUACAUACCUCAGUUUCAUACUUACCUCAUGUAACGCUCCUUAAGUUGAUGCGUACGACUUGGAGAAUCCUUGUAAUCCCUGGUAACAGUUCGCGGCGUGCUAGUGUCUAAUAAGAACCUACCUCAACUUUGAAAGGGCUUAGGUAUAACGCAAGGUCUUGCCUCCUAUACUCGCCUGAAGUUACUCAUGUCAUAAGGUACUCAUAAUCCACGUAUGGUGGAAAGCUAAGAUCUUUGCUCCCAUCCGUUCACCUUCAUUUUCAUGAUGUCUAUUUACGCGCACAUUCCCAAGCCGUACCAAUAGAAGCUGAAAAGAGGGGAAACAUCGUCGUCGCAUCGAGGCGUUUACGCCAAGGCAUCGAAUGACACGUGUACAUAUAUGUGCGCCAAUGUGUACACUGUACGGAAAAUAGCUCAUAGGUAUGAUUUCUAUGUAUCGAGAGCAGUUCGCGCCCCUACAAAGCGCACUGCAGCCAUUCCCUUGUACUACAAACUCCGGAUCACCCUGUACUCUACCCUGGGGCGCGCGCUUCUGUCCAAGUACCGCAGAUAAUACCGGAGUUGUACAGCGUUACAGAAGAUUCGCUUCGGUGGUUUCCAAGAAUCACGAGUACCCGCAGGUAUCCCGCGGCACCGCUGUAUAUACGAAAUACCGGGAGUGACGGUGAAAAAGUUUCAUUAACGAGCCAGCGACCAGUGCGACCGCAGUAACUGACCAUCGGCAUUUUAAUAUCCUCUGCCAACCGUUCUCGUUCCUCCUUCAUUAGUCGUGCGGGGAUGUGUAAAAUUUGAAUAUUUUAUACGGCGUUGCAUCGCGCGUCGCAUCGUGAUCUACUCUCAACGCGAAAUAACGUUACGCAAGUGACGGGCGUCGAGGGACGAACACUUGACGAAUUUUUUGACGAUAACGAGAACGAUAUAGCGAGGACGACGGAGAGAAGUAGGUAUAUGGAGAGAGCGGUGUGAGUGGGCUUGGCUGACAGGCGGCGUGGUACUGUCGGUUCGCGCGCUCUUAGCUGGUGGGUAUGUCGGAGAAACGAGGAGGAAUACACGAGGAAGGAACGAAGACGACGUCAACGACGACGAGGACGGUUAGCUCCGUGGAAAGAGGCGGUAGAGAGAAGUGGGUACAUCGCGGGAAGCUCGAAGCGGAACGAAGAGGGCACGGAAGGAGGGACGGGGACGUACGCGCGUUCUUCGGACGGGAGGGAGCGAGAGGAGGAGUGCCGCGGAGCGAGAGGGCCGAGAGAAGGAGCGCGCGCGACAGCGAGGGGGGGACCGAGGGAGAGGGAGCGAGAGGGAAAGAGGCGAGAGCCCGAGACCCAUUCAUCUUGGCGCGCCUAGCUCGGCUUCCAUUGGCCCCCGCUGGGUAAGGACGCCCGCUGAUUGGCCACCUCUGUUUACCAGCUGUGCCGUUCCUGGGCUACGGGAGAGAGGGGGGAACGUGAGACAAGCGGCGCCAUUAUUGUAAGGGGUUACAUUUAGUUGGCCGUGGCGUAGUACGCCGGGUUCGGGAUAGGGGGCUAUAGUACCUUCAUGCAUGGCCCAUAAAGGAUUCGUCGACUAUCCGAGAAGAACGCAAGAAACUGCUUCCAACUAUCUGACAGGCCACGCUCUCGUUUCGUGAUCUUGUAUUAUACGCGCUAUUCGGCCCCCCGGAUCAACAAUACCUAACGUCGUUCACCAACGAUCACCUGGCUCGCGUGCCAACAUAUUAAACCGAACCCACCGUCGCAUCCUCUCAUUGCCCAUUAUUGUAUUUGACAAAAAUUUUCAUCGUAAAACUGACGCGAUAAUCCGCGACACUCGCGACCCUUGAGACAGUGCAGGUGCGGUUCGUCGGGGGUCGGUUGUCAAAAACUACCCUUAAUACGUUCGUUCGAUUUCGCCACUCCGGCGAUAACUCGAGCGGAAUCGCUCGCUCGUUCGCAUCAGUGAGAGCUGUUUUUCGACGAGGAAAAUAUAUACAAAUCACACUGCCGUGUUUUGUUUUCAACGGUAUAUAUAUAAACGAGCGUUCGAGUGCAGCAUUUCAACUGUUGAAAGAAACAAAGAGAAAAAGAAAAAACAAACGAAGAAAUAUUUGUCGCAAUAGUUGGAACGAAUAGAUGUAUAAUGUAACGUAUAAAGCGCGCGAAAAUCAGCGGUUCUCGUAUCGUGCGUGGUUGUGACAGUUGCAGCUGGCGGCGUAUUAAUAUUAAAGUGCAUCAGAGGUGCAGCGUAUGAUAUACGAAAGAAUAUAUCGUUGGGAUAUCAAAGUGGAUAUUAUCAUAUGAAGUACCGACGGAGAGGAACGACAGCGGACCUUCAGCCGAGACUGGGGUCAGGGUUUACGCAGCAGUGAACGAGCGCGCGCGCGCGCCAAAAUCGAAGAUCGGAAGAACGUAAACGUACAACUACCUGGGAAAAGGUAAAUUUGAGUAGUGCGUUCGAACGGACAUAUACCGUUCGCUCAUCCGAUACACACCUAGAUACGUAUAUGUCAUUCUCGUUAUCGUUAAGCUCUCGUACUUCGAGUAACCGACACGUUGACCUGCACGACGCGAUAUAAGAAAAGUGCUUCGAAGACGAACCGGAGAGUAAAGGAAACGAAAAAUCGAAGAUAAAUAUGAUGUGGCUCCUUGGGGCAAGCUGCCGGUGCGACCUGAUCAAGGGCGUGCAGGAUUGCAGCUUCUACCAGUGUUGAGCUUUCGAGGUCUGCUAUUGAGCAGCUAUGAGUUCGAAAUUCAUAAUCGAUAGUAUGCUACCCAAGUACCACCAACAGUUUCACCAUCAGCAAUUGUUCAGUUCGACAAAUCCGACGUCGGUUCAAGCCUGCACCGCGAGUCCCGCUUCAUCGAGUCUAGAAUCAACACUGUCUGCGGCAGCGGCAGCGGCCGUCAAUUACGCUCAGCACAAUUCACCGUCGCCGACGGGUUCGAGUCCUCAACACUCGGGGAGUUCCGCGUCAACGUCGCCCGCGGCAAGAAGCAGUUCAGCAAUGUAUCCCUUCGUAAGCGUUGCCGCGGCCCACCAUCACCACCAGCAACAGCAGGCGGUGGCCGCCGCCGCAUUCGGGGCAACAUCCUCCAUGGUGCCGGGAUUCGGUUCCUCGGCCGCGUCCAGUGCCGCCCUGGCGGCCGCGGCGGCCGUCGAUGCGGCCACCGGCGACAAGUCGUGCAGGUACACGGCCAGCCUGGCCGGAAACGUAGCGCCGUCGGCCUCCGACCCGAUGGUCAACUACACCCUCGGACAUCACCAUCAGAACGGCGGAACACCCGGGAGCCUGGUAUCCUCGGCGUCCGCGUCCUCGGCCGUGUCAGCGGCCUCCGCCUCCAUGGCCGCUGCCGCGCAAUUUUACCAUCAAGCCGCCGCCGCCUCGGCGGUUGUCGACCCCCUAAACUCCUGCCAACAACCGACCACCGGACAGCCGGGCAUACCGGACAUUCCUCGAUAUCCAUGGAUGUCUAUUACCGACUGGAUGAACCCCUAUGACAGAGUCGUGUGUGGUGAGUAUAUAGGUCCGAACGGUUGCCCGCGACGCAGAGGUAGACAGACCUACACGCGGUUCCAGACAUUGGAACUCGAGAAGGAAUUUCACUUUAACCAUUACCUCACGAGGAGGCGACGAAUCGAAAUCGCUCACGCGUUGUGUCUUACGGAAAGACAGAUAAAAAUAUGGUUUCAAAAUCGGCGGAUGAAAUUGAAAAAGGAGUUGAGGGCCGUCAAAGAGAUAAACGAACAGGCGAGACGCGAGAGAGAGGAACAGGACAGGAUGAAACAACAACAGCAAGAGAAACAGGCGAAAAUGCAACAGGAGCAACAGAACGCCCUUCAACAUCAACAGCAUCACGUCAGCGGUCUCGACAAAGCUCAGAGCGAUCUACUAAAGGCGGACACGAAUACGACGACGAUGACGACCGCGACGAUGUCGAGGAUGAAGAGAAAUUUCGGAGAUUAUGAUUAUGAAAAUGAUUUGAUAUUGUAGACACGCGCGUUACCGACGAGUGGAAGAAAAGGAAAGGAAAAGGAAGGCUUAAAAAAAAAGCGAAAAAACUAAAAAAAAAAAAACAGAAAACAGAAAAAAAAAACAAAUUUACACCCACAACUACGUACUUACCUGGCCGGUCCAAAUAAAUAACAAUUAUAAUAUUUAAAGGUCCGGUGUCUGACUGAUCCCCUAGAAUGUAUUUUGUAAAUCGGAUACGUCACGAUACUAUCAGCCACCGAAUAAUAAUAUUCUAACGAAGAAUUUAAAAAGUUCGACGUAAUAUUUAGCUGACCAAAAGCUCUAAUUGCUACCGCUAUAAUAAUUGUGCUGCAGACUUUAUUUAACACUAUAUAAUAACGUACGAUACGCAGCCGGUUGUUCGACGUAUUCUUCGCGAUGUAUGUGAAAAGAAAAAAAAAACAACAAAAAAAAGAUAUAUGAUAAGAAAAGGAAAAACUGAAGAAAUUGUUCAUACUCACACAAUACAUACCUAAAUACGUUACAUGUUGAAUAUACGAGAACGUUUUAACGCUUCGACGACUUGAGAAUUAACUAGGUAUGUGUAAUAUAAGUGUUGCCUAAGUGCGUAAGGUCUUGUCUCGUUCUCGUAUAGCGUGUAUUAAUGCAAACGUACAUGGUGGUGUACCUAUAUUGUAUAAAAUUAUAUACAUAUAUAUAUAAACCGACAACUACGUGCGUGCAGCGUACACCCACACACACACUAACCCAAGUGAGUAUGGAUCAAGUGGCUUAUAGGUACGCCUCGAAAUGUCCAACUAUAUGUAUUUGUAUAAUUCACAUUUCUUCCCCACGUGUCCAGCCGAAGAAAAACCGACUAUAUCGAGUAUAACUAAAUGUUAAAGAAAAAAAAGAAGAAAAACUUUCAACAGGAUUUGAAGAAAAAAGAGAAAGAAAACUUCGUCUACUUCUUCGAUUGAUUGAAAUUUUUCUUUUUAAACAUUAUUACGUUUGUUCCCUGUUGUUGUUUUUACCUUUAUAUUUUUUUUUUCUUUGAAUCUGAUUCGCUGUUUUUUUCUUUUUUUUUUUUUACGGCAGUUCUGUUUGAUAAUUUUAUACGUUAUUAGAUUAAAAACGAUUAUGACGUAAACGUGCAAUUAAAAAAAUGUAACAAAAAAUAAAAAAAACAGGCAUACGCUGUACGGCUGUUUACAGCCUGUAUGUAAUAUUAGUUGUAGCUACUCUUCUCUUUGUAUUUCUCGUUCAAAUUUUGAAAGGGAGGAAAUGAACGCGCGUUGUCUCCGGGAAUUUUGAGGUUGUGAGAGAAAAAAAGAAAAAAAUGAUCGAAGUUUUUUUCAACGAUUAUUUAUAAUCACGUGUUACGAUUUCUCAAUUUAACGUCGCAAUUAAUUAUAUGCAACGUUUACGAGUCCCUCCACCGCACAUCGCGUGCUAGUAACCAAAAAACGAAUAGAAAAACAAAAAAUAAGAAAGAAAUCUCCUCGACGACCCUAAAUAGGUACUCUUCCCCGCGAUACCACGAAAACCGUUAAACAAAAUAACUUAAUUUCCACAAAAUCAUUUAAAAAAAAAAAAAAACGUUUCUCUAUUCCUCUUUUUCCGUUUCUCUCUGUAGUACUUGGAUUCACCUGCCGCGGUUGUCGCAUCGCGUUCGUAGAUACACUGUGUUGAUUUUUUGUAUGAUAAAUUAUCGAGAAUUUUAUUGUGUUCAAGUUACGUUAAAACUUUAUAGUUUUCUUUAUUUAUAAUCUAGCCCUAUCCUCGUCUCGUACUUUUAACAUAUAUUAUACGUACGUGUACAUUUAAUACGAUGUCAUACACUUUUUUAUACCCUCGACAGAUCCGAAGGAACAAAUUUAAAAAAUGACACGCAUCCCUUGAUACGAACACUUUUAAAAUCGAUCGAUUGUCUCCAUCUUGCACCUUGCAAGUUGAGCAGUAAUAAUACAAAAAAAAAACGAAAAAAGGUUACAAUUCUUCGACUCACAUGUUCCGUAAUACUGAAAUCUCAAUGUCAGACAUCGACGUGCUGGUGAGAAAUAGAAAAACAAAACGAACGAAGAACGAAAGAAAAAAGAAGAAAAAAUAAUAACUGGACGAGUAUAUCACUCUUAGUUCAUUAAAUACGUAAUUUGGUGUCAGGGUAGACAUUUCCAUUAUAGAUAUGACGAAGUCUAUUGUUCGUAAUCAUUAAAUAUAGUAAUCUUUUGAAAUGCAGAAAAAAAAAGUAAAUUAUACAUUUCGAAUUAUAUUGUAUAUUACAUAUAUUAUAAAUUAUUACUAUCAUUUUUGUUCGUUCAUCAAAGCAGAUUACUUUGGAUUCUAUAACGUUCGUACAAAGGACAUUCAUAAUAUAUAUGUCGUGUCAAUGUCACUGUGAUCUACUUCAGUCGAAUGAAUCGUUAAAUACGUAUUGAUUAAUCGAAAGUCAAUUGAGGAAAAACACAAAUCAAUGAAAAAAACUAAAUUUCCCACUCAGACAAAACUGAGUAGUAAUUUUCUUGUUUCUACUUGAAAAAAACAAAUAAUGAGGUACUUAAUUAACACACAUAUAUAUUGAGACAGCGGGGCGGAAUGGGGUACCUAAAAAAUUUCGUAAACAUUUUUUUACAUUGAUCGAGAAAGACCUCAAACAUCAUUUUGAAUUCAACAUUUUUUCCACGUUCUUUCUCACAGAUUCCUCGCGUACCCCAUAUUGCCCGGCGUCCCCCUAUAUUUAUGAUUCUAAAGACGUUAAAUUUACUGACGGAUGUUUCUUUGACAUGAUAUACAUAUGGAAUCUAAAUUAUGCUGAUAAUUAGUGAAUAAUAAAAUUAUUAUACCGUAUUGAAGCAUAUAUAUAGGUAUAUAUUAUUAAAAUUGAUAAGUACUGCAUAUAUAUACAUAUAUAUAUAUAUAAAUAUUAUUAUUAUUAUACAUGCAUAUAUAUAUAUGGAUGAUAAAAAAUUUGUUGUAUCGUGCUCUGAAGUUAGCGUAAGUUAAGGUAUACAUAUUACAUACAUACAUACAUAAAAUACAGGUGGAGAGAUAGUUACUGUUACGUAAUGAUAUUGUGUAUAUAAAUAUAUACGUACCUACCUAGUAUGUAUUUACGGACUGUACACAUAGUUGAAGAAUCAUAUAUUAUAUAUAGGUAUAUACCAUAUAACGUACGCAGUGCAGCUCUAAAUAGACGUCCCAACUCAACGCAACUAAACCGUAACUAUAUUAUAUACCUAGAGGUAAUUACAUUGUAUGUGUAUAUAAAUAUAUGAUAAUGAUAAUAAUAGCGAUUACGUAAAUUAAUCAAAGCAUUUGGUUACGCUAUAUAUACAUAUAUACACACGAAUAUCCGUACGUAAUUGAUGAACACGAGAUUUCGAUGAAAUGACGAAAAAAAAAACGAGAAACGCUCCCGCGUUACAAUAUGAAGAAGCCCCCGUUUAUCAUCGCAUUGCUACCGCGUUACUCACGAGGUUACCCACGUACACCCGAUCUACUCAAUCUCAUAUGUAUAAUUAACGAAUGAUAAUUAAGGAGUUGAAGAAACUCCGCGCAGGCUGGAAGAAAACUUUCAUCCGCAGGAUAAUAUACAAUGGAACAGUUAAACCGUAUAAAC
Molecule: messenger RNA, 7579 nt
Organism: Athalia rosae (coleseed sawfly)
Lineage: Eukaryota; Metazoa; Arthropoda; Insecta; Hymenoptera; Athaliidae
Product: homeobox protein abdominal-A homolog
Exons: 4
Coding region: 2746-3999 (417 amino acids)
Biological process (GO): negative regulation of transcription by RNA polymerase II; anterior/posterior pattern specification
Cellular component (GO): nucleus
Molecular function (GO): RNA polymerase II cis-regulatory region sequence-specific DNA binding; DNA-binding transcription factor activity, RNA polymerase II-specific
Source: RefSeq, a predicted model, not a curated record